Molecule: messenger RNA, 1335 nt
Organism: Bombina bombina (fire-bellied toad)
Lineage: Eukaryota; Metazoa; Chordata; Amphibia; Anura; Bombinatoridae
Gene: POU3F3
Product: POU class 3 homeobox 3
Exons: 1
Coding region: 1-1335 (444 amino acids)
Biological process (GO): brain development; regulation of transcription by RNA polymerase II
Cellular component (GO): nucleus
Molecular function (GO): RNA polymerase II cis-regulatory region sequence-specific DNA binding; DNA-binding transcription factor activity, RNA polymerase II-specific
Source: RefSeq, a predicted model, not a curated record
AUGGCCACGGCUGCUUCUAACCCCUACCUCCCCAGCAACAGCAUCCUCUCCCCCGGAUCCAUUGUGCAUUCGGACUCGGGGGGAGGAGGGGGGAUGCAGCCUGGCAGCGCAGCAGUCACCUCAGUGUCAGGCGGCUACCGGGGGGACCCCACGGUGAAAAUGGUGCAGAGUGACUUCAUGCAGGGGGCCAUGGCGGCCAGUAACGGGGGGCACAUGCUGAGCCACGCACACCAGUGGGUCACGGCGCUGCCACAUGCGGCGGCGGCGGCUGCUGCAGCUGCUGCGGCGGCGGCGGAGGCGGGAUCGCCUUGGUCUAGUAGCCCAGUGGGGAUGACAGGGAGCCCGCAGCAGCAGCAACAAGACGUCAAAGGGGGUUCUGGCAGGGACGAUUUGCACCCGGGGGCAGCCUUGCACCAUCGGCCGCCUCACUUGGGACCCCAUCAAGGCCACCCGGGAGGCUGGGGGGCAGCAACAGCAUCUCACAUCCAGUCUAUGGCAGGAGGGGCGUCACAGCAACAGCAGCAGCAACAACAGCAGCAGCAGCAGCAAGCUCUGCUUUACUCCCAGUCCGGGGCAUUCACUGUGAACGGUAUGCUGAGCCCACCCCCGGGGAGCCAGAGCCUAGUGCACCCAGGCUUGGUGAGGGGAGAUACACCUGAGCUGGGGGACCAUCCUGGCCAUCAUCAUCACCAUCACCACCAGCAGCAGCAUCAGCAACAUCACCAGCAGCAGCAUCACACAGGGGUCAACAGCCACGACCCCCACUCUGAUGAGGAUACCCCGACCUCAGAUGACCUGGAGCAAUUUGCCAAGCAGUUCAAGCAGCGUAGGAUAAAGCUGGGCUUUACCCAGGCGGACGUGGGCCUGGCAUUGGGCACCCUCUAUGGCAAUGUCUUUUCUCAGACCACCAUCUGUAGGUUUGAGGCGCUGCAGCUCAGUUUCAAGAAUAUGUGCAAGCUCAAGCCCCUGCUCAACAAGUGGCUGGAGGAGGCCGACUCCUCAACUGGCAGCCCCACCAGCAUCGAUAAAAUAGCAGCCCAGGGCAGAAAGAGAAAGAAGAGAACCUCAAUAGAGGUGAGCGUCAAGGGGGCACUGGAGAGUCACUUCCUCAAAUGCCCCAAACCUUCAGCACAGGAGAUCACCAACCUUGCGGACAGCCUGCAGCUGGAGAAAGAGGUGGUCAGGGUCUGGUUUUGCAACCGGAGACAGAAGGAAAAAAGAAUGACUCCUCCAGGGAUCCAACAGCAGACCCCGGAUGAUGUCUACUCCCAGGUGGGCAAUGUGGGGGCUGACACGCCGCCCCCUCACCAUGGGAUGCAGACUAGUGUACAAUGA